This is a messenger RNA of Engraulis encrasicolus (European anchovy), 685 nucleotides long. RefSeq names its product ubiquinol-cytochrome c reductase complex assembly factor 5. The transcript has 2 exons. Bases 108 to 362 code for a protein of 84 amino acids. The record is from RefSeq and is a predicted model, not a curated record. NCBI's taxonomy places the organism in Eukaryota, Metazoa, Chordata, Actinopteri, Clupeiformes, Engraulidae.
AUGUCAGGAAGCGGUUGUGAAAGUGGUCGUAGAGGGCAUGUUGAGACGUCUACAUCAUGAUGACAGAAAAUUACACUUAGAUUAACAUUUCAAUUUAAGACGCAGACAUGUUUCGAAAGAACCGGAACGUGAAAUACUUUCUCGGCCUUGUGCCGGGAAAAAAAAGAUUAGGAACAUACAGAUUCCUGCCCAUCUUUUUCUGCAUUGGAGGAGUGAUGGAAUGGAUCAUGAUAAACGUGAGAAUCGGAAGAGAGACUUUCUAUGAUGUCUACAGAAGAAAGCAAUCAGAAAGAGCCUAUCAGAAGAAGAUUGACGAGGGAGUGAUAGUACUUACGGAGCCCGCAUCGGGCGAACAGCAUUGAGGCGCCUGCCACAUCCUUCAACUGUUCGUUGUACAGACUCUGGACAUCCUGGAGGAGUUGCUUUGGACUUCAGGUGUCUUGGCACAUUCGUUUAUUUCACUAUGUGGACUACAUUGACUUUGAAGUCAUCGUCUUGUGUUUGUACAAAUGCCUUGUACAAAGCCAACCAGCCGAAUGGAUUGUUUUUUCGUGUUGAGUGUAUUACUCGCCAGUGAGUGCUUUUGCAUUAGUUUAAUAUUUAUAUUUGGAUGAGGGAUGAGUGAGAAGCCUACACUGGAGUCAGCAUAAAAGACAAUAAAAACAAGUUAUGUCCAGUGAAUGAU